Molecule: messenger RNA, 1510 nt
Organism: Vigna umbellata (rice bean)
Lineage: Eukaryota; Viridiplantae; Streptophyta; Magnoliopsida; Fabales; Fabaceae
Product: C2H2-type zinc finger family protein
Source: RefSeq, a predicted model, not a curated record
AUUUGGUCACUUUCUGUUAAAUUACAUUAUCUUUGGUCUAUCCUUUUCUUGAGUGCUAUAUUCUCUCUUUUUCUUUUCUAAAUUUUCCUAUAUUUACUAUCCUAUAAAUAAACAGUUCCAAAACUUGGGUUGCAGGGCUGAUUCACAGUUACUGUUGUAUUGGGUGGCUUUUGACUCCCCCGACUUAUUAUAUCCUUCACUCCUAAUCUAUAUUUAAGAACCAACCUCCACUCUUCUUUCUCUGCUUCCUUACAACCCUCCAACCCUCUCUUUCUCUUUCUCUCUCUCUCUAUUUGUUUUUUAAGGUUAGGCUUAGCCCUCUCUUCGGUUGUGUCAGGAAGAAACAUGGAAGCACCAGAGGAACUCUCUCUGGGGGGGUCCAAAGAUCACGCCAACAUUGUCAAGGGGAAAAGAACCAAAAGGGUCAGACCACAAUCCCCUAUCCCCUUCUCUGUCACCGCCAAUUCCUCCACCGGAGAAGGAGAAAGAGAAGAUUGCUGCAAUGUUGAUGACAACACCAACAACAAAAAUUAUGAUAUUAAUAAUAACAACAUCAUCGUCAACAACAUCAACAACAACAACUCUCCCACCACUUCCUCUGCAGGAUUACAAGACAGCACGGAUGAAGAGGAGGACAUGGCCAAUUGCCUCAUCCUUCUGGCACAAGGACAAUCUCGGGAAUCUCCAAAACAUGUCGAGGAAGAUGUGGGAAUGAACUACGCCAAGUACAGCAGUAGGAAAUUCUUGGAGGCGGCCACCUUGGGGUCUAGCAGGGCAGGGUACUAUGUUUAUGAAUGCAAGACGUGUAACAGAACUUUCCCUUCUUUUCAAGCACUCGGAGGCCACAGGGCCAGUCACAAGAAGCUUAAGGCAGUCGUGCCCAUUCCCCAAGAGAAGAAGCACCAACACCUUUUGUCAUCGGAUGAGGACGACUUUCAAUUGAAGCCCAACAAUAAAUCACCGUUUUCCCUUCAACUCGGUACAAAGGCCAGUUUGUACAACAAAUCCAAGGUGCACGAGUGCUCCAUCUGUGGUGCUGAAUUCACAUCGGGGCAAGCACUGGGAGGCCACAUGAGACGCCACCGCGCACCGGUUGGGAUCCCCACCACACUCUCCUUCACCCCAUUGACUCUGGAACCGGAAGAAGAUCACCCCAGAAAGAAAAGGAAUGUCUUGAACUUGGAAUUGGAUCUCAAUCUUCCCGCCCCAGAAGAUGAUCAAAGAGAAUCCAAGUUUUCCUUUGCAUCCAAGCAACAACAACAACAACAACAUGGACAGAAACAACAGCAGCAGCAGCAACAACAGCAACAACCACAAACAAGUCUUGUCUUAACUGCCCCAGCUUUGGUGGAUUGUCAUUACUGACAAGGUUUAGAUUGACAUCUGACAUCGAAACUGUGGCAAUGUGAAAUUUUCGCGAUACAUGUGUUGUCUGUGAUCUGGUUUUUCUUUUUGGUUAAAUUUUUUGAUCCAUACAUUUAUCAAAAAUUACAUUACAUGAUUCUUUUGA